AUAUGUGCAUUUAUUUUAUCCGAUUAUUUCAACACAAUUCUAGAGCGUUUAGAGAGAACGCAGCCUUUUCCCUGAGGCUUGUCCUUCAGGCGAAGUCGUAGCUCUUUUAAACGCUGCACAACAUAGACACAAGAGCGUUGUUUAUAUUUAGGAUUUCAAAUGAAUAAGAAAAAUGUGAGUCCGUUUUCUUUACCCAGUCACACUGAAUAAUAUGCAGGAGGGAGCAGAGGGGGUCCGUCUGUCUGCCUGACAGUCUUAACGCGGGGCAAAAAUUGAUUCGUUAGCUGGACUUUUGUUGUCAUGACUACGUGUGGCUAACAGUUGGUAGAUAGUGGAUACAAAUCGUCAUAAUGGCAUCGUUGCGCAUGCUAAAUUAUUUUUGUUAAAAUCAGUAUGCCGAAAAAAUGUCCAAAAUGCUAAAAAAUUUAAAUAACUUGGGAGCAAUUUUAGUUCAGUUAAGGUAAUGUAAGAGUUUUCUAACUUCCUUAGCAAAUACUUAAAUACUAUAGGUUUGCUCUUAAUUUGUUCGACUGAAGCUAAAUGUUUAAUUGGAUCUAUUUACUGUUUAUUGCAUUAUGACCAAAGUAGUUAAAUGUCACAUAGAUUGUAAACAUUCCUCUAACAGAAGACAUGAGUUUAGCUACAUCAGCCACUAUGUAAGAGAACUAGAUUAGUUGAGGUUGAAGUCCUGAUUCUCCACAUCACAUUUAAACCACAGGUUCAGGAUGAUUUGAGAGAACUCAGAUAUAGCUUUCAGAAAAUCACUGUCAGUGACAGAGCAACAACACUGGACAUUCAAGCCCUGGACAAUGUCAUCACCAAGGCAGAGAGAAAUAUCAGGAGACGCACAGAGGAUUAUUUCAAAGCAUUAACUGCACAGGUGCGGGUUCUUCCAAGUAUUGAAGGCACACAGAAAAUGUCUGAGCAGAUUCCCAGAUGGAAACCUGUUCAGGACUGUCUCCAAGACGUGCAUCUACAAGGAGAUCUGCGAUACACUGUACCGAGGAAAAAGCCCAAGCCGACAUUAUCCAUGCGCUUGCUGUGCAGUCCUGCUCACCCAAAGCACAGAGCUAUAAUGUACCAGAAAUGUGAGAUAUUGCUCCCUGAUGUCCACAAAAAGGGCACAAAUGCAGCAAAACACCACAGAACAAUCACUGGCCCUGCUAAGAAAAUGAAAGCCUCUGGGCCAAGGAGCCAUCACAACGUGUAUAUAACUGAGGAGGACAAAGGGACAGGUUUGAAGUCUGGACAUGAUAAGCAGCUGAAAUGUGAAAUAGUACCGAUCUCCAUGAGCCAAAAAACAGGUAGCACAUGCGCAUUAUUCUUGACCCCCAAGACACCGCCUCCCACCACAACUUUAAAGAGCAUGGACCAUGGUAGUGUGAUGCAAGUCAGCACUGUGAUACGUGAAUAUUCUCAGAUCACACCUGUGCCGGUUCGUGUAAACAUCAGUAAAUACCAAUUUACCAUCACAAAUGGAAGGAUCAACCCAGUGGCAGCUGAUUUCUGUCACUUCAAGCAGAGCUUCAGCUUGUGCUGGGGUAGCGUGGUGUACGCUCUUCAGGCAUUAGAAAAGCUGCUCCGAGACUUUGCAGUGCCUCGAGCCAAAGUGAGUGGGGAACGGCUGGUGGAGUUUGCUCAAGGCUGGGACUGUCAUUGGAGAAAUGCUCGGCCAGUGAUCAACCUCCUCUCCGUUCUUGAAAACUGGGAGGAAGUAUUGGGUCUAGUCUUAAUCCCAGGUCAGCGCUACAAGGGAGAAGGUGGCACCGAGGCAGCUGCCAUUCACAUCCAAUCCUGCUGGAGGGGCUAUACAGCCCGGACAGCCUACCUGCACCACCGUCGACGCAGGUGGGCAGCAGGGACCAUUGCCAUCUCAUGGCUGAUGCACACUCAGAUGCUCCAUGUCAGGAAGGCCCUGCAGGCUCGGCGUUGUAGACAGAUGGAGAAUUACCGCAGCAGGGCCCAGGAUCUGGCAGCCAACUGGAAACACAUCCAGUCCUCCAAGAGAAUCAUUAUCCACAUCCCUUCAUUAGGAUACGCUCAGAGUCAGCGACUGAACAUGAGGGGGCUUGACAUCCACCACAACGUCCAAAUGAACAGGCUGUGUGAUAUUAGAGAUAAAAACGUGGAGGUGAUCUACAUAUGUCCCCAACAUCUGGGGGAGGACAUCUUGCAGUAUUACAGCAGCCUCUUGCAGCGUGACAAGGCUGAUAACAGAGCAACUGAGGCCUCUCCUUGUGUCAGGCCCUUUGUUGUCCUCACACCUGAUGCCAUAGAUUAUUUUCCGGACCGUAACAUGUGCCUGUCUACGCUCCUAAAGUACAGUCCACGCACCCUAAAGCGCAUAAGGAAUCUGAUCCAGGGGAAGCAAGCUUAUAUUGUGGGUGGAGUUGCCCAUGUGGACGACUUAGCAGUGGCUGAUGAGCUGGGUGUGUCAAUCUUGGGGCCAGAACCAGCUGUUGCACAGCUCUACAGCACCAAGUCUGGAGGGCGGAGGAUCUUCACUGUGGCAGAUGUUGAUGUACCCCCUGGUCAGGGAGGCGUCUACACAUUAAACCAGUUUCAAAUGCUGCUGGCUGAGCUCAUGACCCAAAACUUAGAUGUGCAGCGAUGGCUCUUCAAGAUCGACUCCGAGCACAGUGGCCGUGGUACAGCCUAUUGUGAUGUACGCCAUCUCAGCUGCUAUAAGUGGGCCCUGCAAGAAUACCAUCGCUGUGGUCCUGAGCUAUGGAAUGCAAAAUGGAUUCAGGAGUCUGUGCUGCUCAGAUAUUUAGAUGAGAUCCCUCAGUGGCUGACCCGUUACGCCCGGCCUGUUAAAACCUCCUGCUAUCCCAACUGGACCUGCUUCCUUAAGACCUUCCUCGGGCAAGGCGGUGUGGUGGAGGCCUACCCCCCUUCAGACAGCGUCUCCUGUCUGACAGUAGAUCUGCUGGUGGAGCCUGGGGGUGAGGUGACCGUGCUGUCCUGUGGAGACCAGCUUCAUGGCACCUGUCAACUCGAAGCUGUAGGUUCCACUGUUCCUCAGACCUGUGUACACCCAGAGACCGUGCACUCCAUCUGCAUGCGUGUGGGCCAGGCCUGUCUGCAAUGCCGUAUUGUAGGUUAUGUCUCUGUGGACCUGGCUACCUUUUUGAACCACGACACCAUGGAGCAGAAGGUAUGGGCUAUUGAUCUGGACCUCAGAUACAGUGACCAACUGGCCAUGACCCAGAUGCUUCUGAUGAUGACUGGAGGAACGCUGAAUUGCCGCGCAGGCUGUUUAGAAGUGCCAAUGCAAAUCAGAGGGAAACAGUGUCAACAGCAGAUUGCAGACAAACGUCCUGCGGUUCAUCGUUUUGCUGUUCUUGGCAGCCACUUGUUUCACUCCAGCCUCUCUAUGUUGUACCACCAUGUGUUCUUUAAGAUGUGCAAGGUUCAUGGUAUUGGAUUUAACAUUCAGAGGAAGCAAGGCUCUGUGUUUGCUCUUUAUGACAGCGGUGACCGAUGCAACAUUGGAAUGAUAACGGUCUCUGAAGAUCUCCAGGGAGCUCUAGUGACCUUUGCUCGGAAUCUGUCCGUCAUUCAUCGGGAAAUAUCAUCAUCUAAAAUGCAAGAAGAGACCAAUUUCAAGGUGCUGAUCAAGAACAUAGAGGAUUUACUGCAGAGGAUUGGUCAAAGGAAGUUGCAAGCAGUGAAGGAUAAACCCGCUGCUGACUGUGUGUUUGCCAACUUUGACGUCACAUCAUUAUAAAUAUGUGAACCCCAGAGAAUUCUUUUCAUGACAGAUUGUUACAAAACUAAAUAUUUCUAUUCAUUAAUACUGAAAAACAACUUAAUUAUGCUGUUGGUAAUACCACUUGGGAAUGAGUAGAAAUAUUAAUACAAUAACAGCAUUUUUGUUUUUUAUCUUGCAUUGUACUGUAUCUUGAAUUUGUGCUCAUAGUACGACUGUAUAUGACUGUGUAGUAUGAUGGUGGCACAAGUCAGAGUCCUGCUGUAAUAUUUUGAUAGAAAUAAGCUAUGGUUAUACUAUAAAAAGUGAGGCCAGCAAAAAUAAAAAAAUUCUUCUUUUGGGCAUUAGUUUAAAAUGUGUUUAAUUUCUUUUGAAAUAUAAUAAAGUGCUUUCUGACAUACA
Molecule: messenger RNA, 4114 nt
Organism: Solea solea (common sole)
Lineage: Eukaryota; Metazoa; Chordata; Actinopteri; Pleuronectiformes; Soleidae
Gene: iqch
Product: IQ motif containing H
Exons: 19
Coding region: 917-3730 (937 amino acids)
Molecular function (GO): protein binding
Source: RefSeq, a predicted model, not a curated record